AUGUCAAUGGGGCUUGGCGAGGCUACUUCAGAUGAGAGUGCUGCACCUGGCAAUGCAGAUGCAACUCCAGUGGUGUCCUCACACCCAAACCGUCCUUCUCUGGCUGAUUUCAUUUGCUUUGCCACGGAUCCGAAGUUGGAUGGCUCUGCUGAAGGCAAAGCAUUGCUGCCCAUUGCCAGGAGUUUGCUGUCACAGGUGGCCUAUGCAAGCCGAAUGCGCAUCGAGUUCCACGAGAUAGCGCCAGGAGUACAGAAGUUGGCGCAAGCGUCUUCGCUGCUUCCAGAGUCGAUGUGGCGAAGCACUCGCUUGACAUCAAGUAUGUGCACUGGUGUCUAUACUGCAGAGAUGUCUUUGGCCGCAGCUGUCAACAUCAUCAACAGGUCCAAAGUACUUGACUUCCGGGUGGAUAUCAGAUGUGCAGCUGUCUGGGAAAGAGACACACGGUGCCACCAGUCCAUCUACGACAACCACUGGUGGACCAACCGUGUGACCGACUCAGACCAUGAGCUGCCUUGCGUCUUCCUGGACGCCAAGAAAGGUCGGAUGUUUGAAGAGGGCCCCUCGGGUCCAAUUUUCGUACUGUGGGCCCUGAGACUCAGAAGGUACCGAGUCCCCCUUGCAGUGCUGGAAAACGACCUGAAGAUCUCCGUGGUCAUUUCGCUGCUGGGUGACAUGUUCUACAUCUUUCCCAUCUAUGUGGACAUGCAGGACGUUGGCCAUUCCGGGGUGAGCCGGCGCCGUGUGUACACAAUUGUUGCCUUGAAGGAGGCAGUUGACAUCAUCAAAAAUCCCAUAGAAAUGUAUUCCGAGGUGGUGGAUUUCCUCAAUACUUUGAUGGAGUCUUGGGGUGGAGGGACAGUCCCAUCUGAUUACCUCACUGCGGAUGCCACUGAAAUUCAGUUGGAUGCAAUGGAGACGUCCCGUACAUCGGGAAAACUCUUCCGAUCCAACGUCACCGACUUGAGCUACCUCCUGUCAGAGAAUGAGGCAGCAUACAUCAAGGGCUACACUGAGGCCUAUGAAACACGUUUCCCAGGGGAAAAG
This is a messenger RNA of Cladocopium goreaui, 1044 nucleotides long. The record is from the annotation of a GenBank genome assembly. Lineage: Eukaryota; Dinophyceae; Suessiales; Symbiodiniaceae.